GCUUCGGAGCUUUGCUGUCAUUUUGGGGGUCGACAGUGUGGUUGCUCGCACCCCCUGGUGAAAGCAGACAAGCGCCAGCGAGAAGUCCUGCAGAACCUGUCCGAACAGGAACUACUGGAGAUGUUACUGCGGCAGCUGUCACAGCGAGCGCUUCAUGCUGAACUGGCUUCGGAGUCUUUCGGAAUCCAGCAGCAGCUUCAUCAGGCUCUUGCGAAGCUAGCGCACCAGGCCGCCAGCCUAAAACCAGCCCAGCAGCGGAACUUGGAGAAGCUUAUGACGCGAAUGAGUUGGUGGCAGCUGAUGCAGGUUGCCAAGAAGAGUUCAUGUGUUGAUCCUGCUUUCAUCGAGGAGAUACAGAAAGAGAUGGCCAGCCUCAAACAUGGCACGGUGACACAGGAGCAUUGCCAUGCUAAGAGUUUCUGGCUCUGA
Symbiodinium pilosum is the source of this 429-nucleotide messenger RNA. The record is from the annotation of a GenBank genome assembly. NCBI's taxonomy places the organism in Eukaryota, Dinophyceae, Suessiales, Symbiodiniaceae.